Molecule: messenger RNA, 918 nt
Organism: Trichomycterus rosablanca
Lineage: Eukaryota; Metazoa; Chordata; Actinopteri; Siluriformes; Trichomycteridae
Gene: nme5
Product: NME/NM23 family member 5
Exons: 5
Coding region: 224-862 (212 amino acids)
Biological process (GO): UTP biosynthetic process; GTP biosynthetic process; negative regulation of oxidative stress-induced intrinsic apoptotic signaling pathway
Cellular component (GO): cilium
Molecular function (GO): nucleoside diphosphate kinase activity
Source: RefSeq, a predicted model, not a curated record
CAGUGAUGUACUAAAUUGAUAAACACAGUAAACCUCGACUUGUUUUAGUUUUGUUUUGUAAUUACUUAUCAGCAAAUACGUUCUAAUUACAGUAGAGAACCUGUGUAACGCUAUCAAACUCGUUAGCUUUCUUGAGAGCUUUCUUAACAGCACUGCUAGGUUGAGCGGGUAACUAGUUACUAGCUCAUUUCUCAUUUCUAGCUCAAACGACCCAGGAAAACACAUGGCAUCAGCUCAGAUCUUUGUGGAAAGGACAUUGGCCUUGAUCAAGCCCGACGCUAUAGAUAAAGCAGAAGAAAUAGAAGACUUGAUCCUUCGAUCUGGAUUCACUAUUCUACAGAAAAGGACGCUUCAGUUGAGUCCUGAGCAGUGCAGUGAUUUCUACGCUGAUCAGUAUGGAAAACCAUUUUUCCCAAGUCUUACUAUAUUCAUGAGCUCAGGCCCAAUCAUGGCUCUUGCUCUGGCCAGACAUCAGGCCAUAGCAACAUGGAAAGCCUUGAUGGGACCAGUCAACAGCAACACAGCCAGAGAAACACAUCCUGAAAGUCUAAGAGCUAGAUAUGGGACUUCAGACUUGAGGAAUGCAGUGCACGGCAGUGAAACAUUCUCAGCAGCUGAACGAGAGCUCAAGUUUAUGUUCCCUGGCUCUUUGAUUGAACCCAUUCCAAUGGGAGAGGCGGCUGAAGAUUACCUUAUCCGUUAUGUGAAUCCAACUCUACUUACUGGUCUGACAGAGCUGUGCAAGACAAAACCGUCUGAUCCCUUUACAUGGUUGGCUGGCUGGCUGAUGAAAAACAACCCGAAUAAACCCCAAAUAAGUGAUGGAGACAGCAUGAUGACAAAUGACUUCGCAUUAAAUUAGAAUUAUCAUUAAAUUUUUUCCUGAAAAUAAAUGCAUAUUUAUGUAGAACAAUGUAA